AUGAUUACUGCAAGCGAAGUUGCAACCCUUGAAUUUCUUCGCACAAUCCUGGAUAUUCCUGUUCCGAAAGUUCUUGCAUGGAGCUCUCCAGGGACGCAGUUAAACCCAGUGGGCGCCGAGCACAUGUUAAUAGAAAAAGUAGGUGGCCGUCAAUUGAGCGAAGUUUGGGACAGCAUGUCUGAAAGACAACGUUUCAAUUUAGUCAAGAGUGUUGUCGAGAUUGAGAAGAAACUUAUGAACACAUCAUUUACCGGCUACGGCAGUCUUUACUAUAAGGAUGAAUGUGAGGGAAGUAACUCUAAAUGCUUCAGAGCUAUUAGCACGGACAAAGUGCCUGGAAAAGAAAAGGAAGUAUCCCGAUUCGUUAUUGGUCCAACAACGGGGAGGGCUUUUUAUUUUGACAAUGACGAGAAGCAAAACGUCAGCCAUGGGCCAUGGAAAACGGCUGUGGAAUAUCUUACUGCCAUCGCGAAGCGUGAGAUAUCCUUGAUUCAGAAAUUAAACAUCGCGAGUUCGGAUGAUGCCUUGCCAUUUUGGGAACGAGUCAGUACGCCAUCAUCGUCUAAGCUUCACGUCAAGCUCCUCGAGCAAUUUAUUUCCGUCCUCCCUUACAUAAUUCCCCCGUCUGCAAUCACCCAGCCUGUCCUAAUGCAUCAGGACCUCCACUUUGACAAUAUAUUUGUUGAUGCAACAGAUCCGUCGAAAAUCUCGGGUAUAAUCGAUUGGCAGGCAACGUAUGCUUCUCCGAUCUUUAUGCAGGCACGAUUCCCCUCAAUUUUUGACUGCGACGACCCAUACACUUGGGGCGCCGUGCAGCUUGCUCUUCCACAGGAAUUUGAAACAUUAUCAUUGGAGGAGAAAAAACUAGCCGAGGAUUCACUUGACCGCCUCAGGUUAAAGAAAUUUUACGAGUUAGCCUCAAGGAAAAUGAACCCUCUGCUAGUUAAGGCGAUGGAUGCUAUGAGAAAUGACGAGUAUCCAACGUCAUUUAUCUUUUACAUAGUGCAGCAGUCGGCGUUUGAUGGGCCAAUACCGCUAAGAGAGCUCCUCAUUCAGGUUUAUGAACAAUGGGAUCAGGUAGCACGCAUGGAUGGUGUGAUACCGGCUUGCCCUAUUUCAUUUACAGAGGAGGAGAUAAAACAAGCGCGUCAACAGGCUGAGGAAUGGGGAGAAUCGUUCGGUGAAUUUGAGAACUUCCGAGCAAGCCUUCUUGGUGAAGAUGGAUGGGUUCCGCAUGAACAGUAUGAAGAAGCUAAACGAGAGUUUGAACAUUCUAAAGGCGAACUUGAGAAGUUAAGGGAAAAGCUAGAGCAGACGUUAUAG
Molecule: messenger RNA, 1323 nt
Organism: Nannizzia gypsea CBS 118893
Lineage: Eukaryota; Fungi; Ascomycota; Eurotiomycetes; Onygenales; Arthrodermataceae
Product: phosphotransferase enzyme family protein
Exons: 3
Coding region: 1-1323 (440 amino acids)
Cellular component (GO): mitochondrion
Source: RefSeq, a predicted model, not a curated record